Pogoniulus pusillus (Red-fronted tinkerbird) is the source of this 2793-nucleotide messenger RNA. It is a transcript of the gene IMMT, whose product is annotated as inner membrane mitochondrial protein. Gene Ontology annotation, biological process: cristae formation. NCBI's taxonomy places the organism in Eukaryota, Metazoa, Chordata, Aves, Piciformes, Lybiidae. The record is from RefSeq and is a predicted model, not a curated record. Gene Ontology annotation, cellular component: MICOS complex. Bases 16 to 2487 code for a protein of 823 amino acids. The transcript has 15 exons.
GUGCGUGUCCUGCGCAUGCGCCGCGGCCGCAGCAGGGGGCGGUACCCGCACGCUGAUUGGGCGCGCGGCCCGUCGCUCUCCGCCGCGAGCGGCCACGCCCUGGCUAGCCGGAAGCCCGCGCGGCCCCCGCGCACGCGCACCGCGCCUCACUCGCCGCGCAGGGACGAGGCCAGGCGGCGCUGGCAGCCCCCGCGCACGGCGCCUCACCGCAGCCUGCUCCCGGCCGCCGCCCGUCCCGUGGCCAUGCUGCGGGUGUGUCACCGAGCGGGAGCCGCCGUGGCCGCACAGAGCAGUUGGUGUGGGAGAGCAUCACUGCGUCCGGCACAGCUGUACCGUGGCUAUGCCACCCACUCCGGAGAGUCUGGCGUGUCUGUGGGCAAGGUGGUCGGCGCGGGGCUGCUGCUGGUGGGCGGCGGCGUGGGCGGCACGGUGCUGUAUGCCAGCUAUGACCCGCGGUUUCGCGACAGUGUGGAGAAGGCCCUGCCCUAUUCCCAGAGGCUCUUCGAGGUGGCCCUCGGCCCUGCGGUCCCCAGCGCACCACAGGGUGCACCCAGGCCCAAGAGACCCGUGCAGCACGGGCCGCUGAAGAUCUCCUCUGUAGAAGAAGUAAUGAAAGAGUCUAAACAACCUGCUACCAAAUCCCAGACGAGUAAAACAGAAGCUGCUGCUCCUUCUGAGGACAAAGAAGCAGGCAAGGAAGCAGCACAGAUCAUCUCUGCCACAGGAGUGGCCAUGUCAGUGCCGGCACCGGGGAUAGAGCCUGAAGAAGGUAAAGAGCAGGAGGGUUCCCAUGCCAUAAAGGAACGGCCACCAGAAGAAGUUGCAGCCCGGCUAGCCCAGCAGGACAAAGAGGAGCAGGAGAAGGUAGCAGCCCUUGCAGCAACCCUAGAAGGAGCCCUGAGCACAACAGCUCGGAUCACCCUUCAGGCCAUCACUGCUCAGGAGGCUGCUGUGCAGGCAGUGAAUGCUCACUCCCAGAUACUGAAGGAGGCCAUGGACGAUUCUGAGGAUGCUGGGGAGAAGAAGUCAUCUCAGUGGCGCACGCUGGAGGAAGCCCUGAAGGAUCGCAGGAGAGCAGUGGAUGAGGCUGCUGAUGCCCUUCUGAAAGCCAAAGAGGAGCUGGAGAAGACAAAAGGGGUCAUCGAGAAUGCCAAGAAGUCUCAGCUGGCAGGAGCCAAGCCUCACAUUGCGGCUGCAGAAGAAAAUCUCCAUCACAUGCUUGAUGACUUGGACAAUGUUGUGAAGAAGGUGCAGGCAGCCCAGUCCGAGGCUAAGAUCGUGGCUCAGUACCAUGAGCUGGUGGCUAAGGCUCGAGAAGAGUUCCAGAGGGAGCUUGACAGCAUCACCCCUGAUGUGCAGCCUGGCUGGAAGGGGCUCAGGAUAACUGACCUAGCUGGGCAGCUGUCCACAGAUGACCUGAACUCGCUGAUCGCCCAUGCCCACCGCCGCAUCGAGCAGCUGAACCGGCUGCUGGCCGAGCAGCAGGUGCGGCAGCAGCAGCGUAUCGAAGCCGCCCUGCAGCAGCAGAAGCUGGAGGACAAGAAGGCCUUGGAGGCAGCUGUGGCCAAGGCCCUGCAGCACCACAAGAGCGAGAUUGACCUCGAGCAGGAGAAGAAGGUCGAGGAGGUCCGAGAGGUGAUGGAGAACGAGAUGCGGACACAGCUACGUCGGCAGGCAGCUGCUCACACAGACCACCUGAGGGACGUCCUCAAGAUCCAGGAGCAGGAACUGAAGGUGGAAUUCGAACAGAACCUCUCCGAGAAGCUGAGUGAGCAGGAACUGCAGUUCAGGCGCCUCACACAGGAGCAGCUCGACAACUUCACCCUGGACAUCAACACAGCCUAUGCCCGGCUGAAGGGCAUCGAGCAGGCAGUGGAGAGUCGUGCAGAGGCAGAGGAGGCAGCCAGGAAAGCUCAUCAGCUCUGGCUCUCCGUUGAAGCCCUCAAGUACUGCAUGAAGACAGCCUCCGGGGACAGCCCCACGGAGCCGCUGGGCAGUGCCGUGCAGGCCAUCAAGGCCAGCUGCAGCGACAAUGCCUUCACCGAGACGCUGACGGCAGCGCUGCCGCAGCAGUCGCUGACGCGGGGGGUGUACAGCGAGGAGGCGCUGCGGGCUCGCUUCCACGGCGUGCAGAAGCUGGCCAGGAGGGUGGCCAUGAUCGACGAGACCCGGAACAGCCUCUAUCAGUACUUCCUGUCCUACCUGCAGUCCCUGCUCGUCUUUCACCCGCAGCAGCUGAAGCCCCCUGCUGAGCUUAACCCAGCUGACCUCGACACCUUUAAGCUGCUGUCCUAUGCCUCCUACUGCAUCGAGCACGGGGACUUGGAGCUGGCAGCCAAGUUCGUCAACCAGCUGCGGGGGGAGUCCAGAAGAGUGGCACAGGACUGGCUGAGCGAGGCACGGGUGACCCUGGAAACCAAGCAGGUGGUGGAGAUCCUGACGGCCUAUGCCAGCGCCGUGGGGCUAGGCACAACGCAGGUGCAGUGAUCUGGGCCCACAGCCUGGGGGCCACUCAGCCCUCGGCCCUGCUUCCCCAGCGGCUGCAGCCCAGACUUCUGGCCGCAGUGGCUCAGAGCCGGAGUGUAGCCCUGGUGCCUUGCACUGCGUUUGAACUGCACCAGCUCUGUGUGCAUUGGGUGUGAGCUACCCUGGCAGCAGCUUCAGGAAGCUCCUCUGCAGGCUCUGUAAGAGUUCUGUCUGCCCAGGAGGCCUGCUGCGCCCCAACCAAAACGAUGUUUGUUUCCUGCCAUUAAUUUGCCACUUCAUCAGCUGAAUAAAACAAGACCUCAACCA